Molecule: messenger RNA, 4154 nt
Organism: Acipenser ruthenus (sterlet)
Lineage: Eukaryota; Metazoa; Chordata; Actinopteri; Acipenseriformes; Acipenseridae
Product: uridine-cytidine kinase-like 1
Exons: 15
Coding region: 681-2282 (533 amino acids)
Cellular component (GO): cytoplasm
Molecular function (GO): ATP binding; kinase activity
Source: RefSeq, a predicted model, not a curated record
UCCCAUUGGUGCUUCUGAUUGGCCUUGGGGUGGGGGAGAAAACCAUACAGCUGGGAAGGUGUUGAGUUUCAUCAAUUUGUUUACGCGUAUGCAGAGGCUCCAAAGGGAGAGCGCGUCCUGAUAUACAGAGGCAGCGGAACGGACUGUCAACACCUACAUGACAGAGAUCGGGCUUUUGCACACAAUAUUUCAUAUGUCAGACGUGCUAUAUGUAGCUUUUAAACACAAAUGUGAUUGUGGGUUGUGAGAACAGUGUCUAACUGGAGCCUUUGCAGCGCCUCCAACAACACUAAAUGUCAGCGGCAGAUGACAGCCCCUCUCCAAAAAGGGCUGGGCAUGUCUCUCACGAAGACGCUGCUAUUAAUAACAUGUAAUGAACAUAAUCUGUAGGAUAAGUUAUCCUCUUGUGUGUGGUGGCUGUGCGGAGAUCGAAAAGCCGUUGCAAUUGCACGGCUAACGUUCUAACCAACACUGCAGUAAAGAAAACAAAACAGACAGUCAACGAUAGUUUUGUUUUCCCCAUAUCCCACACCGGUGCUCAGUCACAGGACAGGGAAGCUAAAGAUACUUACUGCACAGUGUUGUAUGUCCAUUGCACUAUAAAGCACUGUUUUCAAGUGCUGUGAGCUGAGGUUGUUGAAUCAAGGAUACACAUAGGUUCUGUGUGUGCAGUGAUAGACAUGAACACUCCUGCGUACUCUGGAGCCAUGAUAACUGGCUGUUGGGCGCUCACAUCUGAUGGCAGUGGCAGUAGUGAAGAGUCAUUAGACAGACUUCUUCCUCCGGUGAACACAACUCUGUCUCCUCGUAAAAGAACCACGAGCCAAUGCAAGUCAGAACCACCCCUGCUGAGAACAAGCAAGCGGACGAUCUACACCGCGGGACGGCCUCCGUGGUACAAUGAGCAGGGAACGCAAUCAAAAGAAGCAUUUGUCAUUGGUCUCUGUGGGGGCAGCGCUUGUGGAAAAACAACAGUAGCCAGGAAGAUAAUCGAAGCCUUGGAUGUGCCCUGGGUGGUGCUGUUGUCUAUGGAUUCCUUUUACAAGGUUCUCUCUCCAGAAGAGCAGCAGCUUGCAGCCAGAAACGACUACAAUUUCGACCACGUCGAUGCGUUUGAUUUCGUUCUCCUUGUGCACACGCUGAGGAAGCUGAAACAGGGCAAGAGUGUGAAGAUCCCAGUCUACGAUUUCACCACACAUGGUCGGCAGAAAGAGUGGAAAAUCGUGUAUGGAGCUAGUGUUAUUAUAUUUGAAGGUAUCAUGUCUUUCGCCGACAAAGAGCUGUUGAAGCUUUUAGACAUGAAGAUUUUUGUAGAUACAGAUUCUGAUAUCCGGCUGGUCCGACGCCUACGCAGGGACAUUACUGAACGUGGGCGGGAGAUUGAGGGUGUUAUCAAACAGUACAACAAGUUUGUGAAGCCUGCUUUCGAGCAGUACAUUGAGCCCACCAUGCGACUGGCCGAUAUCGUCGUCCCCCGGGGUGGAGCAAAUAUGGUAGCAAUUGAUCUGAUAGUCCAACAUGUGCACAGUCAACUGGAGGAGAGGAAACUGCGCUGGGAUAUGGCAGCCCUGGCGUCAGCUCAUCAGUUCCAGCCCCUCCCUGAGACUCUCAGCGUUCUGAAGAGCACUCCGCAGGUCAGGGGGAUGCACACCAUCAUCAGAAACAAAGAGACAAGUCGCGAUGAGUUCAUUUUCUAUUCGAAAAGGCUUAUGAGGCUACUUAUAGAGCAUGCUCUUUCUUUCCUGCCAUCUCAGUCCUUUACAGUUCAGACACCACAGGACCAGGAUUAUGAUGGAAGAACGUUUCAUGGGAAAAGAAUCACAGGGGUGUCCAUUCUCCGAGCUGGAGAGACCAUGGAGCCUGCACUACGAGCAGUGUGUAAAGAUGUGAGAAUCGGGAAGAUCCUCAUUCAGACCAAUCAGGACACAGGAGAACCUGAGCUGCAUUACCUAAGGUUGCCAAAGGACAUCACUGAAGACCAUGUAAUACUGAUGGACUGCACUGUAUCAACAGGAGCUGCUGCUAUGAUGGCAGUAAGAGUCUUAUUGGAUCAUGAUGCUCAGGAGGAGAAGAUCUUCCUGGUGUCUCUACUCAUGGCAGAGAUGGGGGUGCACUCUGUGGCCUACGCCUUCCCCCAGGUCAAAAUCAUCACCACCGCUGUGGAUAAGAAAGUCAACGACCUGUUCCACAUCAUCCCGGGGAUCGGUAACUUUGGGGAUCGAUACUUCGGUACAGACGCCCCUCCUGACUGGAGUGACGAGGAACCGGAGGAGGCCAGCUAACAGGCUUCAGCACUGAUCACAAUCCAGUCCAUUGGAUCUGCUGUAGGCAGCUAUACACAGUGUAAAAGACAUGUGCGCCCUCAUGGCCCACUUGUAAGGAAAGAACUUCCACCAGAAAAACAAAUGUAACACGUUUGUAUUCACGAGAUCUAUACAAAAUCUGUAAAUAUGUACAGAGGUACGAAAAUGAACUUUUUAAAUGGGUGUAUUAUAUAUAUAAUAUACAUCUGAUUUUAUUAUCAUUUUUUUGUUCCGUGUUUGUAAAUAUUCAGAGAUCUUAGAGGUUGAACAAAGUUUUAGUUUUGGAGCCAGGUAAAGUCUCUUGGUAGAAUUUUUUGCAAAAACAUUUGGAUUUUAUUAUGUAAACAAAACAGGUUAAAAAAAAAUAAAAAAAAACAGUAAAAAAUAAGAUGGACACAGCGCUGAGCUCUAAAGUGCAUUAUCUUGAAUUUAAUGUUCUGAAUGCAGUACUUCCAACAUAUUUUAAAAUACAGUAGUAUUUAAUUUUUUUAUAAGAUAAUUUAUCAUGUAUUGAUCUGCAUUUUAAAUGUAACCUUCAAGUAGAUUUGAUUUUCCUGUUGCAUUAGAAGCGUUGCAUUUAUAGGUUGCAAGGACCAGCACGUCGGAAAAUUGUGUGGGUGUCGUAACUUUAACCCUUCACUUCCCUCCAUGGCCAAGAACUAUAGUGACCAAACCGCUACUGUGCACAACACAGCAAAGGGUAUUGGUGAUUGUUUUAAUCUAACGGGCUGCAGAUAAAGUAUUUACAUUUAUCAUUAAGGGAUGAAGCCUAACAUGCUUAUAAAUGCAAAGCUACUGCAUCAUUUCUCUGUAAUGGAAAUUUGAGAUCUUAAAACUGCAGCUCUUUUUGUGUCUUGAAUCUACAGCAAUCGUAUCAAUAUAAAGCUGUACACCAAUCUGUAUCUCUCAAUCUGAUAUAAGUCAGGCAAACAAACUACAGCCGUGCUGACACAUUGUGAGAGAAUUGCAAAGCUCUGCCUUGAGACAUCAUCUACACUUGGAUAAGUGAAGGAUUUUACUUCAUUGCAAUUUCAUUUAAACAAAUCCGCAGCAGCAUGCUUUAUACAGCAGUUAUUUAGGAUUGUGAUUCAUAUUAUUUACUACCUCAAUCUGUUCUUUUUUAAAAUCUGCAUUGAUUUCUCAACACUACAAACACAUUUCUGCUAGAUGGUAGUUUCUGAACACACUAACGCUUCUACACUGCUGCAUGUGUUCAGGAUUCUUAUUUUGUUUUUGUAUUUAGGACUUUAUUUUAAUGGUAUACUGUAACUUGUAUUUUUCUUAAAGGGAAAAGGUUUAGCCAUACAGAUAUAUAUGAAGAGAUAUAUUUAGUGUUUUAAUUUAAUUUUUAACAGUAGUGAAUCAAAGAGGAAGAUUUUAUUGUCUAAGUAUUAUGAAAACAUUGGUGCAAUAUUUUUUUUUUUGAAAAUGGUACUUGUGUUACCUUCAUAAUAAAUAUGCUGAUGCAUGGAAAAUGCUUUAUCGUUAAAGAUGUAAUUGUAGGAAUAUCAAAUGGUAAAAUAAUUCAGAGAUACAAUCCCAAAGAGCAUUAACAGGCUUUUCCAAUACCAAAAAGUAUCGACAGCACAAACUCCAUGCCACCUUACUGCAACUACAAUAUACAGCAUGCCAUGUAAUAUACUGUGACUUCCCAUUAUGUGUUCUGCUAUUGUUUAUUUAUUCAAUUAUAUUGUUUUUUUCUUUACAAUUAAACAAAAUAAGCCUGUUAUUGGGUGCCUUGUAAGUGUGCUGUAAUAAACGUUUUAGAAAGUUAUGGUACUUUCCAGCGAUAAACAUUAUAAAUAAAUAUACGGACAGAAGAUAAUAAAAAAUAAAAAAAUUACAAAGAUU